AUGCACGCGAUCCCUGCACAGAAUCAAGGCAAACCGAGUUCCAGAAGAAGAAGAAGAAGAAGAUGGAGACGGAAACCUCCGGGGGGAAGGAGAAGGAAGGAGGCGAGAUCUUACCAUAAGCGUGGCCGAUGA
This is a messenger RNA of Spirodela intermedia, 132 nucleotides long. Lineage: Eukaryota; Viridiplantae; Streptophyta; Magnoliopsida; Alismatales; Araceae. The record is from the annotation of a GenBank genome assembly.